Messenger RNA from Solanum pennellii, 1060 nucleotides. RefSeq names its product PRA1 family protein B3. Bases 122 to 778 code for a protein of 218 amino acids. Gene Ontology annotation, biological process: vesicle-mediated transport. The record is from RefSeq and is a predicted model, not a curated record. Lineage: Eukaryota; Viridiplantae; Streptophyta; Magnoliopsida; Solanales; Solanaceae. The transcript has a single exon. Gene Ontology annotation, cellular component: Golgi apparatus; endoplasmic reticulum.
AAAAAAAAAAAAGGAAAAACGAAGCCUUCAGAAGUGUUGUCAUUAUUUUUGUUCCCACUUGCACUCCCUCUCUCUGUGUACCCGCAUCGAGAAGGGAGCAAAAACAAAGGAAGAAAAAACAAUGGCUUCUCCGGUGACACUUCCGAUCUCCAGUCCACAAUCUACGGCUACUGCCGGAUCUCAAUCUCAGGCACCUAUCUCAACUCCCGCAUUCCGUUCAUUCAUUUCCCGUCUUUCAUCUUCGAUCCGUCAAGGUUUCGCUCAACGCCGCCCUUGGUUGGAACUUCUCGAUCGCACAUCAUUUGCCCGUCCUGACUCCGUCGCUGAAGCAGCUUCACGCAUCCGCAAAAACUUCUCCUAUUUUCGCGUCAAUUAUGUUACCCUACUUGCUGGCGUACUUGCUCUUUCCCUUCUAUCUCAUCCUUUUUCUCUCCUUGUCCUUCUUGCUCUCCUCGGUGGAUGGUUUUUUCUCUAUUUGUUUAGACCUUCAGAUCAGCCCGUUGUUAUCUUUGGCCGUACUUUCUCUGAUCGUGAAACGUUGGGGAUAUUAGUUGUAUUCACCAUUGUUGUGGUGUUCCUCACUAGUGUUGGAUCCCUGCUAAUCUCUGCUCUUCUUGUUGGAUUGGCUAUUGUUUCUGCUCAUGGAGCUUUUAGGGUUCCUGAAGAUUUGUUCCUUGAUGAUCAAGAGCCUGCCAACGCUGGAUUCCUUUCGUUCCUCGGUGGUGCUGCUUCAUCUGCCGCCGCUGCCGCUGCGCCGGCUGUUGCUGCUCGUGUGUAGUUGGAUCCAUUUGAUUUGAAGACAUGAUAUGAGGUUGGUUUGGAGCUUCUAUAUUUGAUGUGAAUCAGUUAUUCAAACUGUAAUAUUCUAGGUAGAGAAGAAGUAGUUUCUGCGUUGGAUUUUGCAGAAAAUAUUUAGAAAUUUUUUAUCCAGAUUAUAGAUCUAGAUUGGAUCUGUAAUUUCCUACUUUUAGAUCUGUAUUUAACUCUUUACUUCGUUUGCUACUAUAUUUUAAUUCAUGUUUAUUGGUAAGUUGGUGUCUCAAAUGUUAAAUUUACGUAA